This is a messenger RNA of Electrophorus electricus (electric eel), 1556 nucleotides long. The record is from RefSeq and is a predicted model, not a curated record. Lineage: Eukaryota; Metazoa; Chordata; Actinopteri; Gymnotiformes; Gymnotidae.
GAUCAUCUUCUCUUUCAACUCGGCACUGCUCCAGAAGCAAAGCCCCAAUUGGCUGUCAGUUCAGCAUUCAGGCAUCCAGGCUCAGGUUCUGAGUCCACUGGUCUGUAAAGAUGGAUUUCCAACACAGAGCCGGUGGCAAGACCGGCAGUGGUGGGGUUGCUUCGGCCUCGGAGAGCAACCGAGACCGCCGGGAGCGCUUGCGGCAACUCGCUCUGGAAACUAUAGACAUCAAUAAGGAUCCAUACUUUAUGAAAAAUCAUUUGGGUUCAUAUGAAUGCAAACUGUGUCUCACACUUCAUAAUAAUGAGGGGAGUUACCUUGCUCACACACAGGGAAAGAAACACCAGACUAAUUUAGCAAGAAGAGCAGCUAAAGAAGCCAAAGAGGCCCCUGCCCAACCAGCCCCCGAGAAAGUAAAGGUAGAGGUGAAGAAGUUUGUUAAGAUUGGGAGACCAGGUUACAAAGUAACAAAGCAGAGAGAUCCUGAAACUGGCCAACAGAGUCUGCUUUUUCAGAUUGAUUAUCCUGAGAUUGCAGAGGGCAUAGGGCCCCGGCAUCGGUUCAUGUCUGCAUACGAGCAGCGAAUCGAGCCUCCCGACCGGCGCUGGCAGUAUCUGCUCUUGGCCGCUGAGCCCUAUGAGACCAUUGCAUUUAAGGUUCCAAGCAGAGAGAUAGACAAAUCAGAAAGCCGUUUCUGGACGCAUUGGAACAAGGAAACGAAGCAAUUUUUCCUGCAGUUCCACUUCAAGAUGGAGAAGAUUGUUUCCCAACCCAGCCAAGUGCCCCCUGCAGGUGUGAAGCGCCCGCCUCCCCUCAUGACUGGCCUUGGGCCUCACCCGCCCAGCGAGGCAGUACCUCCUCCACCUCCCGGGGGCAUGCCGGGUAUGCCGCCCCCGCCACCCAGUGCCCCUGCUCCUCCACAAAUGCCCCACACCCCUGGCAUGCCUCCUCCUGGUGCGCUGCCUCCACACCUGCGACCACCACUGCCGUCUGAUGGACCAGGAGGGAUCCCUCCUCCACCAACCAACUGAGUGUGUGACAUUGGAAAUUUGUAUUUACAGUGGAUUUGAUUGAUUUUGUUCAGCAGUUGGUCUGAAUACAAUUUUCUAUACCAGUCUAAUUUUUGUAAAUACACGAAGAAGAGGUUCAUGUACAUCAGGUUAUUAUGGAUGUUUUUGUAAUGUUUUAAAACCGUAUUGCUUCGUUUUACCCAGUACCACAGCCCUCUUGAAAGAGUUCGAAGACCCUUGUAAAUCAGUGAAUUUAAACAUGUGGUGUGGUAUGGUAUGGUUUUUAUCCAGCUAAUACAGGGUCAAGUUUAGAGCAGCCAUGGUCUGACGCAGACUGGUGCUACCAUAACUGGAGCCUGAAACUAGCUUUUUGAUCUGUGAGUCUAGAAUCUACUGAACAGUUUAAAAUAGUUUUUUUUUUUUUCCUUCCCUUUUUUAAAAAAAUCAAUAGAUCUCACUUGUAACGCCAUCAAAGUCAGCUGACCCUGAGUCACCAACUUGUGUUCUUUCAUGAAUAAAAUAUAAGAAGCAAAUUCAUGAUUUUAA